AGAGACUUUACGUCAGUUCGACAAGAAUGAUAAUUUUCAACCCUACUUUCUUGUUACUUACCAUUCUAGUGAUUCUCUCUGCUGUAGACGUUGGGUUCGGAGACUAUUUUGAUGAUAUUAAAAACGAUCAUUGGCUUAUUGCAUUGGGGCGAAUCUAUUACUACAACACAGCAAGUCAAGUCGAUCUAUUUUCUUGCGCGUUCGUCCCGCGCACUUGUUCUUCUCUGUGGUCCAUACGCCGUCAUUUUGGCUCCAAUGAGAUAGUUGGGGAGCAGAGUGAAGAAGAAACGAACAACUUUGGAGAAUUGUUGAAGAUUCGAACUGUUUCUGUUAUCGGACGUGCUUCACGUGAAGACCAGGGAAUGAAAUUGCGCAUGAGCGUCGAGGCAGACCGAAUGCCUGAUAUGGGAUUUGAACCCGAAGCGCAAAGGUUUGUAGAGUUGCUGUCAUUAGAUUUCUCUAUUCUUUAUCAAGCGCAAAGUACUGAGCAUGAAGAAGCUCUGAUCAAUAACUUUCCGACAAAGGAGAAAUAUCGCCAGACUGUGUUCACUGCCACGAUGUCACCUGCUGUCGAGCGAUUAGCUCGUGCUUAUUUAUGGCGUCCUGCAGUGAUUUACAUCUGA
This is a messenger RNA of Cylicocyclus nassatus, 623 nucleotides long. The record is from the annotation of a GenBank genome assembly. Lineage: Eukaryota; Metazoa; Nematoda; Chromadorea; Rhabditida; Strongylidae.